This is a messenger RNA of Coprinopsis cinerea okayama7#130, 210 nucleotides long. RefSeq lists its product as hypothetical. The transcript is spliced from 4 exons. Bases 1 to 210 code for a protein of 69 amino acids. Lineage: Eukaryota; Fungi; Basidiomycota; Agaricomycetes; Agaricales; Psathyrellaceae. The record is from RefSeq and is a predicted model, not a curated record.
AUGCAAUCAUUCAAAGAGCUUGGAUAUGAUUUCCAGCUCUCUAUGGAUGGAUGGCUUAUCUGGAGACUUAGAUGUGCAUGGGCAUGUUCCUGCCAUGACCAAGAUAAGGCUGGGGAGGCGUAUCUGAAGGCAUUCCGUGCACAAUAUAUCUGUGGGCAGCUUGUUAUUAUGAUUCGGUACUCAAUCAAGUCUCUUAUUUCCGGUGAUUAA